AUGUCGACUACAACCAAUACAAUUUACACUUUUGCUACACAACAAAUAUCUAUCUAUCUUGGUAUACCUAUUCUUAUCGGUGGAAUUCUUGGUGGAAUUCUUAAUAUUAUUGUCUUUCUUAGUCUUCAAACAUUUCGAGAAAGUUCAUGUGCAUUUUUUUUAACUAUCAUGUCAUUUGUGAAUAUUGGACAAUUGAUAACCGGUUUACUUUCUCGUGUUAUGAUUUCAGGAUUUGGUGUUGAUUGGACAGAAACAUCAAUAUUUUAUUGCAAAUUUAGAAUUAGUUGUCUUCAAUUUUGUGCAUUAACAUCCUAUACAUGUAUGUGUUUAGCAACUAUCGAUCAAUUAUUGGCUACUUCUCUUCAACCACGUUGGCAACAAUGUCUCAAUCUUAAGAAAGCUUAUCGUUUAUGUGCAAUAUUUUUUGUCAUUUGGCUUUUUCAUAGUAUACCAUCAUUGAUUUGGUAUAAUCUUAGUCUAUCAGUAAGAACAGGAAAAAUUGGCUGUGUAAUAACAAAUUCUAUUUUUCAACAAUAUUUUACCUAUGUUUAUUUACUAAUUCUUGCUGGUAUUUUACCAAUUAUUAUUAAUAUUACAUUUGGAUCUAUAGCAUAUUGUAAUGUCAGACAAAUACCUUAUCGAACAAUACCACUUGUUCGACGAGAAUUAGACAAACAAUUAACAACUAUGGUUCUGGUACAAGUUGUUUUUAAAGUUUUUGUUAUUGUACCAUAUAUUACUGUAUUAUGCGUAAUUAAUACUGCGAAUUUAUUAAGUAGUUCAAUCAAUAUUACUCAAUUAACUUUUGCUAAUUUCGUCACUGGAAUAAUGUAUUAUUUAUAUUUUGCAACUCCAUUUUACAUAUACAUUUCUGUAUCAAAAAGAUUUCGUCAACAAUUUAUUCAUGUCAUCUCUAUUACUUUUGUUAAACGAUGGAAACGUCAAAUUGUAGGUAUUAAUAGAGUGUCAACCGAAGAACAGCAACAAUAA
Molecule: messenger RNA, 990 nt
Organism: Rotaria sp. Silwood1
Lineage: Eukaryota; Metazoa; Rotifera; Eurotatoria; Philodinida; Philodinidae
Source: the annotation of a GenBank genome assembly